GUGUCCAAACAUUACGGUAGGAGAGUCCUCGUGUAAAGCGGCAGGUGAUUGACAGGUGAGAAAGGUGAUGCAUCAAGAGGCAGCACCAGAGCAAAGGGAAGGUAGAGAGAGGAUCGUUUCAUUAACCGACAGGCAGAGGCACGGAUGUGAGCGGUCCAAGGCAAUAUUAAGGACAUUUAUGGAGUUGUGUGGUCCCAACAUGAGUGAGAGUGGAGUCUCGUUGUGCCAGGUGAAACAACUUCCCUGCCAGAGAAUCCCUCUUUAUCGCCUGCAGGCCAGUGGGAACCACAAGCAUCACCUCCCCUGCCUCAGCUCCCAGCCAUGGGUCAACCACCCAGCCCCAGCUGUUACCACCAGCCCGGCUGUGGCCAUGCGAAACAGGGUAAAUGGAGCCACAGCGACAAGCUGUUGCAGCCCAGAGUGUGUGGCCUCAAGACUGGGAGAGGAAACAGCGCUGGCCAGGAGCACCUCCACAGGGAAAGUGGUGGUGACAGGAGGAGGGGGAUACUUUGGCUUCAGGCUGGUGAAAGAACUGGCCAGUCAGGGGAUGUCAGUGAUCCUUCUGGACAUGAAUAAGCCUCCUGGUGACAUCCCAGAUGGAGCGAUCUUCUAUCAGAGUGACAUCCGGGACUAUCCUUCCCUCUAUAAAGUGUGUGAAGGUGUUGACUGUGUAUUUCACACAGCGUCUUACGGCAUGUCCGGGCCAGAACAGCUAAGGAAAGAGCAGGUGGAGUCAGUCAACGUCGGAGGGACCAAUAAUGUCAUCAAUGUGUGUAAGGAGAGGAGCAUCCCCCGACUGGUGUACACCAGCACCAUCAAUGUGGUGUUUACUGGGAAGCCGAUAGAGGAUGGUGAUGAGGCUUCGGUGGCAUAUGUGCCCCCUGACAUGCACAUUGACCCUUACUCCAGAACUAAAGCGAUGGCAGAGCAGAUGGUCCUCUCAGCCAACGGAUGCUCCCUGAAAGGUGGAGGCCUGCUGCGGACCUGCGUCCUGCGACCCUGUGGCAUCUAUGGACCAGAGGAGAGGAGACACCUUCACAGAGUGAUGGUGAACGUGGAGCGUCGGUUGUUCAGUUUCAGCUUCGGGGACCCCCGUGCCAGGAUGAACUGGGUCCAUGUAGAGAACCUGGUGCUGGCUCACACGCUGGCAGCUGAGGCGCUCACAGUGAAGAGGAGCUGUGUCGCUAGUGGACAGGCCUAUUUCAUUAAUGACGGAGUUUCAGUCAACCUCUUUGAUUGGUUGACACCUUUGUUUGAAAAUCUGGGCUACAGCAGACCAUCGAUCCAUCUGCCUUUUUCAUUGGUCUAUUCAGCAGCCGUCCUGGUAGAAUAUUUGCAUGUGCUACUGAGACCAGUGAUAAAAGUACCUCUCCUUUUUACCAGAAAUGAGGUGAGGAACAUUGCAGUAAGCCACACUUUCAAGAUCGACAAAGCAAGUCGAGAGCUGGGUUACUGUCCGAAGUCCUACAGCUUGGUGGACUCUGUGGAGCAGUACCUCAAGUCCCGACAGCUUCACUCCCGCUCACCUAUUUUCAGUCUUUCUCAGACCUCCCAGCUGCCCCAGCACCUUGUUGUGCUGCUGCUGAUGGGUCUCAGUCUGAUGCUGCUGAUGUUAUGCUGCAUAGUCUGUCACAGCUGAUCAGAUUUCAUGGAUGGACAGCUGUACUAAAAGCUGCCUCAGGCACUGGAAUUUAGAAACAAACACUUCCCUGUUGUUAGGAAAUUUCAGGUUUUGUUUAGAUGUGGCAAAAUAAUUUUCUUACACAGUGACCUGCAUAUUCUCAGCACGUAUAACAUAUUAUAGAAACUUGCAGACACAAUAAAAUAUGCCCUAAAAAUAAGAUUUCAGAACAUCAGUUUGUGUGAUUUCCUCUGGUGCUAAUUCUUCUUCUUUUUGUCUUCUUUUUUUUUUUGUCUUCUUCUUUUUGAAGCUGGUCUACCUGUGAAUGUUCUGGAUUCCUUUGC
Monopterus albus (swamp eel) is the source of this 1965-nucleotide messenger RNA. RefSeq names its product short chain dehydrogenase/reductase family 42E, member 2 (gene sdr42e2). Lineage: Eukaryota; Metazoa; Chordata; Actinopteri; Synbranchiformes; Synbranchidae. The transcript has 12 exons. Gene Ontology annotation, molecular function: oxidoreductase activity, acting on the CH-OH group of donors, NAD or NADP as acceptor. The record is from RefSeq and is a predicted model, not a curated record. Gene Ontology annotation, biological process: steroid biosynthetic process. The coding region runs from base 68 to 1639 and encodes 523 amino acids.